Molecule: messenger RNA, 756 nt
Organism: Microthlaspi erraticum
Lineage: Eukaryota; Viridiplantae; Streptophyta; Magnoliopsida; Brassicales; Brassicaceae
Source: the annotation of a GenBank genome assembly
AUGAUGGAUAGCUCUUCUUCCGACGGUGCUAUAGCAACUGCUUCAUCUGUUGGUUCAAACUCCGUGAGUAGUGGAAACGCCGAGCCAAAUCCAGAAGCUCUCUGCUUUUCUAGGGAGGGAAAUGUUUUUCAAGUUGGCCAGGUCUGGUCAUUUAGCAACGGUUACAAUCUCAUCCCUAGGUACUACGGUAGGAUUCAGAACAUCACUCUAAGUCGGGGAUUAGAACUACACGUAGGUCAGUUAAGGGCUAAGCCUUAUCAGAGGGAAGUCAUCCAGUGGGAUGACAAGAGAAGGCCUGUUGGUCGUGGAACUUUCUUGGUGAAUAAACGCUGUACAAUAUUCCCUCCAAGUCAUCUGUUACAUCAGAUAGUGUGUCAAACCUCCAUGGAUGGAAAUGAGUGUACCAUUCUGCCCAAGAUUGGUGACGUUUGGGCGAUUUACCAAAUUUGGGAUCCUAGCUACAAAGUCCGUGACUUGGAAGAUAACGUCUUCGACUUUGAGAUGGUGGAAAUUCUUGAUGACGCCUCUGACUUCAAGGUUUUAGCGUUGGAGUCCGUGUACCUUUGUAAUGAAGAUGGAGAGAAAAAAGAAGUUUUCAGAGCAGCCGAGAUUAGGCCCUCUUAUGCUUGUUCUGAUGAGGAUGGGCCGGGAGUGAUAUUUACAAUCAAAAAGGUCGAAAAUGCUCCGAUUCUCGCACUGGAUUCCUGCUUCCCGAGUAACCAAGAAGCUAAACGGAGAGUUGGAAGAGAUUUUUGA